UUGGUCUUGUGAUCAUGUCCAUUUUCCACACCAAUCACCACCAACAACAAACAAGCAAAAAGGCUUUUGAAGGACUUCACCAUUCAGCAGUCGAUCACACGCCAUUCGGCAGGAGCCGAUCGAAAUUGCAGCUUGAUUUUCCUAUUCUUUCCCGAUUCAUAUGAAUUAGUAUUUCGUUACUAUACCCAGAUUCAUUUGAGGGUUUUCAGAUUGAUACACCAUUCUUAAGCUCAAUUAGUUAUCGCGUUAUUUUCCUUACGUUCUGUAAGCUUUUUCCCCUUUAGCAUAAAUACGCUGUUUGUUUGCUUUUUAAGCAUUGAUAGCCAUUAUUAUUCACCCAUAAAAAUAAUGGUGUGGCCAUUAAUCGAUUUUCACGGGUUUCCUUUGAAAGCAACCUAUUUUGAUAGUUUUGGUUGAUUGUUCAUAUGUUCUACUUUCAAUCAAACUGGUGGGUUAUUAAUGUGAUCCUGUUGAAAAAUGCAAAUUUUGUUUGAGAUUUAAUCAUUUAUUUCACUUUUUAGAGCUUUUUUGUCUGCAAGAUACUGGGGUUUUCUUCAUUAGAAAUGGGUAUUUCUGAAUCUUAGUACAGAUUUAUAGUUGGUUAUUGGGUGUGAAAAAAUGAAGAGACAUAAGGUGGAGCCUGUUGGUCCUAGGAGAUUUAGAUUGUCAUGCUUUUUGUUGGUUUUAGCUACACUGUACUUGGUUUUCAUUGCAUUCAAGUUUCCUCAACUAUUAGAAAUUGCUUCUGGGUUUAGUGGGGAUGAUAGCUAUGUUUUUGCUAAAGUAGGUGUACAUGAUGAAGAUGUGAGAAAAGGAUCUGCUAUUUCCAUGUAUAAGGAUUUUCAUCAUAGGAAAUUGGAGGAUAAUGUAAACCAGGAUGUAGAAUUAAUGUUGUUGGAACAUCAAAGACUUGGGUCUCAAUCUUUAAAACCCUUUAGAUAUCGGUAUGGUCGAAUCGCCAAUGAUUCGUCAAUGGAGAGGAAUGAUUCUAUCGAGUUGUCUGUUUUGGAGAAAAUGGCGGAUGAGGCUUGGACUUUAGGCUCAAAGGCUUGGGAAGAAAUAGAGAAUACUGAUUUUGCUGAUAUUAGUGAUAAAAUUGUUCUUGAUGGAAAACCGGAGUCAUGUCCUUCAUGGUUAGCCAUGAGUGGGGAGGAUUUGGUGAGUCAAGCCAAUAUCACAUUUCUUCCUUGUGGACUUAUUGCAGGCUCUUCUAUUACAGUAGUUGGUACACCACAUUAUGCUCAUCGAGAGUAUGUACCUCAGCUAGCAAAGUUCAGGAAUGGUAAUCCGUUGGUCAUGGUUUCGCAGUUCAGUGUAGAAUUGCAAGGGUUGAAGUCUGUGGAAGGGGAAGCUCCACCAAAAAUUUUGCAUCUUAAUCCUAGAUUGAGAGGGGAUUGGAGUCGCCGAGCAGUCAUUGAGCAUAACACCUGCUACAGGAUGCAAUGGGGAAAAUCUCAUAGAUGUGAUGGUUCUCCAUCAACCAGGGAUGAAGAUUUGCUCAUUGAUGGAUACAGGAGAUGCGAAAAAUGGAUGUCAAGUGAUGUGGUGGACCCCAAAGAGUCAAAAACAACCUCAUGGCUCAAGCGAUUUAUAGGCCGUAAGCAUAAACCAGAGCUUCUCUGGCCAUAUCCAUUUGCAGAGGGUAAAAUGUUUAUCCUUACCAUCCGUGCUGGCAUUGAAGGAUAUCAUAUCAAUGUUGGGGGUCGACAUGUUACCUCAUUUCCAUAUCGAAUGGGGUUCACUCUUGAAGAUGCAACUGGUUUAGCAGUUCAAGGUGAUGUGGAUGUUCAUUCCAUAUAUGUGACGUCGCUGCCUUCUACACAUCCCAGUUUCUCUCCCCAACGAGUUUUAGAGAUGUCCGAAAAAUGGAAAGCUUUCCCUUUGAACAAGAAACCUAUUAAACUAUUUGUCGGUGUACUAUCUGCGACCAAUCAUUUUGCAGAACGCAUGGCAGUUAGAAAAACAUGGAUGCAGUCCCUAGAGAUCAACUCUUCAAAAGUAGCUGUUCGAUUUUUUGUUGCAUUGAGUCAACGAAAGGAGGUUAACGCGAUUUUGAAGAAAGAAGCUGCUUAUUUUGGUGACAUUGUGAUUUUGCCUUUCCUGGAUCGUUAUGAACUUGUGGUUCUUAAAACAAUUGCAAUCUGUGAGUAUGGGGUUCAAAAUGUUACUGCUGAAUACAUAAUGAAAUGUGAUGAUGAUACAUUUGUGAGAUUCAACACUGUGCUGCAGCAAAUUCAGGCGUUUUCUCCAGAGAAGUCUCUUUACAUGGGAAAUUUGAAUCUCUUACAUCGACCUCUUAGACGCGGCAAAUGGGCUGUCACUUAUGAGGAGUGGCCGGAAGAAGUUUAUCCUCCUUACGCUAAUGGUCCAGCUUAUAUAAUUUCCAGUGAUAUUGCUAGGUUCAUUGGAGAUCAGCAUACAAACCAACGCUUAAAGUUGUUCAAGAUGGAAGAUGUGAGCAUGGGCAUGUGGGUUCAGCAGUUCAACAGUUCUCGUCGAGUCCAGUAUUCGCACAACUGGAAGUUUUGCCAGUAUGGAUGCAUGCAAGGGUAUUACACUGCACAUUAUCAGUCCCCAAGACAGAUGCUUUGCCUGUGGGAUAAUUUGGCCAAGGGCCGUCCUAAUUGCUGCAACUUUUGAUGAACCGGGUAAAAUACUGAUUCGAUAAAUUUGCAUCUAUCCAUUUUUCCGAGUGAUUUUCCGAGAAAGAUUGACAGAAUUUUGAUUGUUAGUAUCAGCCAGUAAAAGAACGAGUGUGGAAUUCGACUGAAAAUUAGUACCUGAUCUUGAUUCUGAUGUAUUCAUUCUGAUAUCUUAUGUGGUGAGGUCUGUUGUAUUCAUGCUGCUGUAUCACGAUCUCGCCCUAGCAAGACAAACUCGUUACUUUCUCUGUCCUUUUGAUUUUGCUACAUAAUAUGCUAAGUUUUCAGUUUGAUGCGGAUCAAAGGGACGGAGGAGAAGAUCUUACUGAAGGCCUGGUCACUUAUUUUGACGUGUCUUUAAGGCCUAUCAUUUGUAAUAGUUUUCUAAUUGUUGUAUGAACACAUUGUAGACUUUGUGGGAUUUAGGAUUUUUUUCAUUGCUAAAUAGAUUUGAAAUUACAAGGAAUAUAUGGUGGGGAAAGAAUUACUUGUUUUAAUUCCUUUAGAGUGUAACAUUAUGCAAACUUGUUAGAGUUUUUAAAAGAAAAUGUUGCUAUCUCAA
Messenger RNA from Amaranthus tricolor (Joseph's coat), 3204 nucleotides. Its product is annotated as hydroxyproline O-galactosyltransferase GALT2. The record is from RefSeq and is a predicted model, not a curated record. Gene Ontology annotation, cellular component: Golgi membrane. The coding region runs from base 619 to 2640 and encodes 673 amino acids. The transcript is spliced from 7 exons. Gene Ontology annotation, molecular function: galactosyltransferase activity; carbohydrate binding. NCBI's taxonomy places the organism in Eukaryota, Viridiplantae, Streptophyta, Magnoliopsida, Caryophyllales, Amaranthaceae.